Radiomyces spectabilis is the source of this 1988-nucleotide messenger RNA. RefSeq names its product RNA dependent RNA polymerase-domain-containing protein. Gene Ontology annotation, biological process: siRNA processing. NCBI's taxonomy places the organism in Eukaryota, Fungi, Mucoromycota, Mucoromycetes, Mucorales, Radiomycetaceae. The record is from RefSeq and is a predicted model, not a curated record. Bases 200 to 1885 code for a protein of 561 amino acids. The transcript has 3 exons. Gene Ontology annotation, cellular component: nuclear RNA-directed RNA polymerase complex. Gene Ontology annotation, molecular function: RNA-directed RNA polymerase activity; RNA binding.
CUAUGAAGAAGCAAUUGUAUCUGAAGCACAUCAAUUGAAAAGAAGAAAUGACACGAGAACAGGAUGAAUCUGAAAUUGCAGAAACACGGGAGCCGAAUAAUUUUCCAAAAUUCCCAUUUUCGUGGCGGAACUGCCAAAAAGCUCUUUUGACACCACACUCUUUUUCACCCACAUACCCUGUUGAUCGGCUUGCCGCAAGAUGGAAUUCACGACCCGGUCUACGCCUGCCGCUUUACCCGUAAGACGUUCUUCUUCCAACCAUCCUAAAAGCGGUCGACCGCGCAAUUCGUCACAUACUCCUGCAAGGCACCAUUCUCGAGGCAAUGAAGAACGUUGCAUUCGCAUCAGUAAUCUCCAUCGAAAAACCGUUGCUCCUACCAUCUUUGAUGUUUUUGCCAAAUUUGGCACGGUCGAAAAAGUAGAAAUCAACAUGGAUGACAAUGACCAGCCAGAUGGCACAGCCUUUGUGCUGUUUGCUAAAGCGAUAUUGAAUCCGUCGCUCGUUCCAAGUCAACUUAGCAUUGAUGGUCGCCCGGUGAAGCUGGAGUUUGUGAGUGAAAAGGCUCUUCAAAAUAUCACCUGGCGAAACACUCCUCCCGGAAAACGAAGCCAGAUUCUCGUCCGACAAUUCUCAAUGGGGUCGCUCCUCGAACCUAAAAUAUUCAUUGAAGAAUGGUCCGCCACAGACGAUGCGGCUAUCGUGAUCAACUACGACAUGCGACAGAUUCAAAUUUUCUUUAAUCACUUGGAUACCCGAUACCGUUUGGAGUUCAAGUUCAAGGAUCUUCUUGGCGAUCCAAAGCUCGAACGUGACGAUGGAGCGACCUAUUUUACUGUCUGUUUGCGAAAUGCCUCUCGUGCUUGGCGACAAAAGAAAAGCUUGACAGUAAGCAAGUACAGCGUCUCCAACAACAGUCAGUGGGAGCGCGUGAUCGAUAUACCUUUGAAAGCUAAAGAGGGCGGAGCGACCAGUCAAUCACCGGAUCCCGCCAGCAAGCGCAAGCCAAUCAUGCCCAUUGCUCGAGAAGAUACGGUCAAUUUAGGCUCCUGGCUUGUUUACCGCAUUCUUUUCAGCACCUCCCCUCGAUACCAAGACACGCUGGAACGGUUAUUGGAUGAAGCAGCCGAAUAUAACCUGGUACCUCGCGAUGCACGCUUACAACAGAAAACGUUCAAGGUUAUCCUUGCAUCCUCACUGCCAAGACCCAAAACACACAUUGAACGUGCCAAACUUUUACCCUUUGAAGUCCUGUGGAAUCUUGAAAGUCUGAUCCUUGCCAAUUAUUUCAACGAAUACAACCUGGAUGACGACUUUUAUGACAUGAUUGUGAAAUUGGAUCCUGCUGUGAGCUGUGGUAUUCUCGAUCUGAUUGCAACUCAAAAGAAACGUGUGUGGCAUCCGACCUUGGCCUUUCAUGAAAUCUGGGAGAAAAUGGGUAUGAAGGUGCUUCAUCAAAAGAGAAUUCCUGGCUACUGUGCAAUGAUGCGAAAGUUUGUGGUCACCCCGUCAUCGAUCCAAAUUUUACCACCUACACUGGAAACCACCAACCGCGUUAUCCGACAUUUUCGAGAUCAUUCCGAGCGUUUUGCACGUGUGCAGUUUGUGGAUGAAGGAGGAAGUCGUGUCUCGGCAUCUCACGGUGGACUGAACAACGAAGUCAUCUACAAUCGUAUUUACAAAGUGCUGCAAAAUGGCAUCCAGAUUGGUUCUCGCCGAUAUGAUUUCCUCGCCAUGUCCAGCUCCCAGCUGCGCGAACAUGGCUGUUGGUUCUUUGCUCCCAGCAGGGAUCUCACUCCACCGAUGAUUCGUCAAUGGAUGGGCGUGUUCUCGCACGUAAAAAUUGUGGCGAAACAUGCGGUGCGAAUGGGCCAAGUAAUAUUUUGAUCAUUAUUCGUGAUGUACCUUGAAAUUGGUUAUAUGGGUUAAUAUGCCAUUUAUUUUUGAUCUAGUGUUUUUCGUCGACCCGCCCUAUUACGCGUCUGGAACC